Messenger RNA from Chaetomium globosum CBS 148.51, 1917 nucleotides. RefSeq lists its product as uncharacterized. The transcript has 4 exons. NCBI's taxonomy places the organism in Eukaryota, Fungi, Ascomycota, Sordariomycetes, Sordariales, Chaetomiaceae. The coding region runs from base 1 to 1917 and encodes 638 amino acids. The record is from RefSeq and is a predicted model, not a curated record.
AUGGCGCAAAGCCGUGGGAUUCUUGGGCUCCCUGAUGUGGUGUUGGGCAGAAUCUGCUCGCAGUUCUGCCCCCACUGUGCUGGGGAGGACUGCCUGGGUGGCUUCAAGCUGCCCGACAGUUUCGAGGGGCCGGAGUACUUCGGUACUCUGGCUUCACUGAACUGGGUCAAUUUGCGCAUCGGUCGGCUGGCCCAGGCCACCCGACUCCACGUCUUCUGCAGCCGCCGGGACUCCCUCCCCCUCCUUGUCCGCACCCUCCUCGACCGCCCCCAGCUCGGGGAAAACAUCCGUGUCAUCCGCCUGGGAAAUCGCGACAAAGACAGCCACCGCCAGUGUGUCCUGCAGGAGUUGGGCACCCCCCAAGCCGCCGACACGCUGAAAGAACUGACCGGGCUCGCGGAGAUGGCCAAGCUCGACUUCUUGAGCACUCGUCGCUCUCCCUCCAUGCUCGCCCCUUUCGAACAACUGCCUCGAAUCGAGGACUCUUUCUUUUCCUUGGGCGACUUUUACGGUAGCUCCCAGUUCUGGAUGUCUGGCGACGCCCCUGUCGCCAUUCCACGCAUCGCCAACUCCCGCCUAAAUGCUUUCCUGCUCUUGAAGUUGGCAAAGAAGGCUAAAGCUGUCGCCAUUCUCGGCGAGUGGCCCCUCGCCGUCUUCCCCGAGUUGCGUCAUCCGGCCCCAGAGACCGUUGCCGGUGACACCAUCCAGGCCAACCACCCCGACAGCUUACUGCCCGAAGUCGAGACCCUACGACUCGACAGCAGCAACGAGAACCCCCACCGCCGGUCAGGAAUGUGCGUCGUCGAUAUGAACAAAAUUGUUGGCGUCCUCUCUCAUGCUUCCAAUGCCCGCAAUCUUGAGAUCCGCGGCGGCAACCAUCUCAUGUCCGGGCAGAAGGCUAGAGACAUCUGUCGGCCUUCCCUCAAGAACAUCACGGCCCUCCACCUAGAUGCCAGUAGCGGCAGCGCCAUAACCAGCAUAUUGUUGUGCUGCAAUCCCGAGAACCUCAAGCACUUUCGGUUCACCAUACCUCAUGUUUACUACGCCAACAUCCCCGGUCGGACAGCCUUCACGACCGUUCCCUCCUUCUCGGCCUUCACCGCCCUUCGCGGCCUCACCAUUAGCGCCGAUAACAUUUACUACCCCUCGGUAUUCCCUCGCGUACUCCUCCGCGACGGAAACACUAGCGACGGGAGCACUGACGACGGGAACGAUGACGACGAAAACCCCGGCGAUCAAACCACCAGUGAUGAAAAUACUGGCACCGGACACUCCACCGGCGGAAAUCCCGCUGCUGGAAACGCCAACAAGGAAGAAACCGCCCACAAACCUCGCUUCCUUCGGCUCAUCAAUUUCCUCCCCCGUGGCAUCGAGACCUUCGAGGUUGUGGGCAUUUACGCCAUCCACCUACAAGAGGUCAUGAACAUCCCGCUCGAGUGCCGCCCCGACGGCAAGCUCCCCAACCUAAAGAGAGUUAUUCUUCGUGGCCUGCCCGAUGGUGCGGGCGUUCUGGGGUCCGUCACCAAAUGCGAGUACCCGGUGCCGUUGGAGUACGGAGAGGAUAUCUUCGAUGACUGGUACCACGUGAUGCGGCAUUCCCAUGAUUUUGCCCCAUACCGCAGGGAGGAGGUAGCAGCUUGCUAUGCGGAGGCGGGAGUGGAGUAUGCGUUUGACAUGCCCGAGUACUUCAUCCAUGAAUACAUCGGAGAGUGGGAAUCAGUACUCCAUUUAGGAUGUUCUAGGACAUUGGGAAGGAAGACCUGCGCACCACUCGGUUACAUUGUUUGGGUGGAUCGGCAUGAUUGCCGCCACCAUGCAUCCCUGCGUUGCUUUGGUUUUUCGCCAUCUGGGUCGUCGCUGGGAAGCUAUUUUAUUUUUCGCGAGAGCCCCGGGUCAUUAUCGACGGCGUUGAUGUGA